This is a messenger RNA of Spirometra erinaceieuropaei, 4083 nucleotides long. The record is from the annotation of a GenBank genome assembly. Lineage: Eukaryota; Metazoa; Platyhelminthes; Cestoda; Diphyllobothriidea; Diphyllobothriidae.
AUGGUCGGUCCACCCGUCAGCACCCCCGAUCGCCUUCGUCACCAGCACGUCCCGCUGAUCUCGCCUCCGGUCGAGGACAUCGCCCAGCAGGUGCCACUGACGCGACCAAGGAUGCACCCAUGUGGCCCUCUCUCGCUCCGGCAGACCGAAGAACGUGUUCGUCAGGAUGAGGCGGUGUUCUGCGCAGGUUCGGAGAAGCAGCAGGCCGUUGCCGUUGCAGCCGCGGAGACCACGGGGACCCAGCACUCCUCUCCAGGCAAAAUGGUCUAUGCCGACGCGGGCGUUGAAGUCACCAAGGACAAUCAACUUGUCCGCCUGCGACACGGUCAACAGGAGGGCGUCCAAGUCCUCGUAGAAAUUUUCUCUUGCGGCGUCGUGGCUGGUCAUCGGCGGAGCGUCGGCGGAGCGUAAGCGCUGAUGAUGGUGGCGAAUUCGCCCCCACCCCGGAGAGGCAGGCGGAGUGUCAUUAGACGGUCGUUGAUGCCCUGUGGCAAACAGGGCAGUCGUCCCACGAUGUCGUUCCGGAUGGCGAAGGCGACAGCCGCGUCUCAUCGACUGCACUGGGCCGACCACUCCAUAAGAAGGGGUAGCCGGCACCCACAUCCUCCAGUUGGCCUUGUUCGGAGAAUCGAGUCUCGAUCAAUGCGUCGAUGUCCACCUUGUAGCGCGCCAGUUCUCGGGCCACUGGGGCCGUCGUUCUUUCCAAUCGGUUGCUCAUCGGAUUGUCUAAAAGGGAACGAACAUUGCUGGCUGCCAGAGUGAGCGGACUUACCGUACCCGUCUGGUGGUCGCGAAAAGGAUUAGGGGAAGAAAAAGAAUAGGCAGGAAGGUGGAGAAAGAGAUGGGGGAUAAUUCGGUUUUGGCUUCUUCGAACAUGUUUUGCUUGUAUGCGGCCGCGGUCAGCCUACAGACAGCGUGGCUCCCAACACUUUUUAUGUUACCUUUUCUAGCCCCUUUUCCCCUCGCGGGACGGGCAGCGCACCUCCUAAAUAUGGCUGCCCGGUUAUCCCAGACGGCCGCAGAACACCUCUAUAGGCCACGGAAUUGUGUUUAUGAGACAAAAACACGAAUUAGCCUGGGACAUUUGGGGGGGGGACUAAAUAGCAGAGGCAAUACAUAAAACAAAACACACACAACACACGAACUGUCCCACGAUCUGCAAUAAUAGCAAUUUACAAUCUUUCUCUUAUUUAGUCAGUAUGUCUGUUUCAGGAGGAUGUAAUACGUCAUCCCUUCUCCUCCCAUAUAUUCACUGCCUCCGAACGCUCCAACUACAUUUUCUCUAGGUAAAUUAUCCUCAGCAUUAAGUCGGGAUCGUCUAUAUGCCCAUUACCUAAAGUUCAUAAUAGGCAUCUAUUCCCUGUCGAAAUCUCAGCUAUAGCUUGACGUUUAUUCUUAACCUGGAUUCUACAUUUGCGUUAAAGUUGACCCUAAACUUGAAUUUAAACUUCGUUUCCGUGGUAUUCAUUACGUAGCUACCUGUUCCAUUGUCCUACCGAAAAUGACUGGCAUUGGCCAUGGACGUGAUUCCUCACCUACAUUUAUCAUCCUUUUGUGAACAGGUAACCUGCAAGUUUUAAGGAGUGGUGUGACGCUAAGGCACGACGGACGUGUGAGCCACGUAGCGCGAUCGGUGAGCGCCCUGUAUAAUUUUGGGUAUACCUCAUCCUAACCGACAAGACGAGCCAUCGGCCUGUUGGGUAAGACCUUUGACGUCUAACCAUCAGGUCGCGGGAUAGAGUCCCGGAGUUUUCACACCUCGGGAUUGUGGAUGGCUGGCUGACGACGGCAAAUGAACUAGAAUUGGACACGUCGUUCUUCCCUGAAUUUGUCGAUAAUGCUUUUCUUUGGGUCAGAACGGUUUGCCUGAAAAAAGACUGGCGAAGAUAAUGUCGUGCGCGGAUUUUGAUCUUCACUAGCGUUAUUGACCUAGAAGUAGUCCGGAUCGAGCUCAAGGUUCAGGUUAGAGAUGCGGUAUGAUUUACGGCUAGUUUUAGGAGUUGGGCUAUCAAUGGAGCUGAGAUUUUAAGGCUAGGGUUAUAUCCAAGACUUGCGGUCGAGUCCAGAUUGGGGUUAAGGAUAAGAGUUAGAUAUUUAGGCUUGGGUUUUAGGGCUGAGAUCAAGGAUUUAAGGUCAAGGGUUAAGGUUAAGUUUUCGAUCGAAUUUUCAUUAAAUGCUUACGGAUUAAGUCUAAGGGUGACCACUUAAGUCCAUGGGCGUGGUUGACGUUACGGCCAUAGUUAACUGCGCAUUUCCCAUAGAGUAACAUACCAUACUCUUUUAAAACUGUUACUUUUAAUGAGAAAUUUUGUAGGUAUAGCGCGAGGUUUAUAUAGGCAGAAUGGCACUCCGACAAAGACAAGGGAGACCUGAAUGGCCAUUUCUGGGUUAUUAGCCCUAACUUGCAAUCACGACCCUCCUCUUAUUAUAGAAGAAUGUCUGGUAGAGAAAGGUCCCUGCCAGCACAUGGCCCCUUGAUAGCCGGGGGUGGAAGGGGCUGGGUGGGGCCAGAGCCCCCUCUGAAUUGAAGCAUUUUGAUGCGUAUUUGCAUCGAAAGAUAUGUUUCAAAAGCACCACUCAUUGUACCUCCUUUGGCAUUAAAAGGAGCAAAUGUACCAAAAUUGGCUUAUAAAUCAUGGAGAAAGCAUCCGUUUACACCCACUGAAUGUAGCUGCGGAUGAGCACAAUAUUGUGAGGUUUUGUUUAAAUCCCUCAUUGCGUAAACUCUUAUUUGUCCACCGGUUUACAAUCUGUGUGUGUCAUUAAUUCGUAUAUUUGACAAUCGGUAGCAGAUAAUAUCGUGAGUCAACCAAUGCUGUUUUCAUACUCUUGAUAGCUGUUUUAGUUAAUUUAUGUAUAUUAUGUUAAUUGUUUGGGUAUCUACUCACCAGCCAGUUCACGUAGUGGACUUGUAUGUCUAUGUAUGUACUAUUUGGCCUUGGUGUUCGUAGUCCACUUAUACAAAUUGUUUGUCGUUUCUUACUGAAUAUCCAAAGCAAUUAUAAAGCGUAAUCACGCUGGCUAUCACUGAAGCACCAUAUACAGGCGCAUUAAGCGCCAGAUGAAGGCAUAUUAUGAGGCCACUGAAGAGCCGGCUCGUCGACGUUGAUGGAACCUCAGGCUCAGGCCUGAGCCUGAGGUUCCAUCAACGUCGACGGCAGUUGGCAAUCAAUCCCUCGAACGGGAAAUGCCUAUACUGAACUCUGAGACUUCCGCUGGUAGGUAUUAUGAGUGUGUAAGCGAAUAAUGGGUGUAGAGUCCGUGGAAGACAUGGACGACACAAACGUAGUUGGAGGCAAGUCCUUUCUGAGGCCUUGAAAGAAUACGCCCUGGAAGUGCAAAUGCCUUGGUCUAAUACAAGGAAGGUAUUUAAUAUGUUACGGCAUUUCCAUCCGGAAGUACCUAAGGACCCACGGAAGCUAUAGCUAACGCCUCGAGCGUGCAAUAAGAAGCGUCCCGAUUAACGGCACCUACGUUCACUUGGGUCUCAGACGGUCUGCUUUAUGAGCUUCGUCUUCGUUCGAGAACAAGUAUUUCAAAUAACAGUAAGUCUAAUGGUUUGUAGGCCAAAACUUGAAGAAAACAUACCUACUUCCUCGGCCGGAUGGGGCAGGUUUUCACCUUAAGUAGUCCCCUCACUUCAGUAAGCAGAUUAUAUUUAUUAUCCAUUUCAGACUGCAAACGGAAAAGGAUGCUUCUGUGGCGCAGAGUGAAAUAUUAAAAUCAAUACAAAGGAAAUUGAAAUCUGCGCGGUAAGGACAUGUUGUAUGACGUUGGAUUAGAUUUGUUUAGUAAAAAAUUAGACAAAUUAGUCCAUAAUCGGACGGUCCAUCAUGAGGAAUUUCGACAGCAUUGCGCCCUCAUGGUUGAAAAACGUGGGCAAAUACAUGCCUCCACCGUCCUUGUCGGUCAAAGGCCUCCCGCACUGCCCUUGCCGCUAUGCACGGAGGACGCCUACGAAGACUUCGAUGGGAAGCCAAACCGUGAUGCCGAUUUUCGGGCAGAAGUGGUAUGUACGUAUGCAGCUUUAUUUACUCUCCAUGAGUUAUAGAUGAAACAACUUGUUUCAGUUGGGGGGCGUAA